Messenger RNA from Chrysochloris asiatica (Cape golden mole), 1860 nucleotides. RefSeq names its product trichohyalin-like. The transcript has 13 exons. The coding region runs from base 1 to 1860 and encodes 619 amino acids. Lineage: Eukaryota; Metazoa; Chordata; Mammalia; Afrosoricida; Chrysochloridae. Gene Ontology annotation, cellular component: cytoplasm. The record is from RefSeq and is a predicted model, not a curated record. Gene Ontology annotation, molecular function: ubiquitin protein ligase binding.
AUGCCAUCAUCCUCUACAGUAUGCCGAGACUUUGCUGUCCUGGAGGACCACACCCUGGCUCACAGCCUGCAGGAACAAGAGAUUGAGCAUCACUUGGCAUCAAACGUUCAGCGAAACCGUCUGGUUCAGCACGAUCUCCAGGUGGCUAAGCAACUCCAAGCGGAAGAUUUAAAAGCCCAGGCUCAGCUCCAGAAACGUUACAAAGACCUUGAACAGCAAGAUUGUGAAAUUGCUCAGGAAAUCCAGGAGAAGCUUACAAUUGAGGCAGAGAGACGACGCAUUCAGGAGAAGAAAGAUGAGGACAUAGCUCGCAUUUUGCAAGAAAAGGAAUUGCAGGAAGAAAAAAGGCGAAAGAAACACUUUCCAGAAUCCUCUGGAGCCAGUGCUUAUGGAGAUAGUUACUAUUAUGAAGAUGGAGACCAGCCAAGGUCAAGGAGGGCCAGGGAAUUGGGUUCUGAAUUCUGGAGGACUUGUAGAGUCAAACAUGAUGAGACGCCUGUGAAGCAGAGGAAGGAGAAACCAAAAAUCCCACUGGAUAGCUUGGAAGAACUGGAAAAUUGUUCACCAGAACAAUUCCCCUCAUCCUGUCACUGGAGCAAAACGAGGGACAGUCCACAAGUUCACACUGAGCAGCAUGAAAAGAAACGGUGCGGACGUGAGAGGCUCCAGAGGUCUCCACUUCCCAGUAUUAGUGGAGAGGUGUUUCUGAACAUUGAAGCUGAUGACGGGGAAGAUAACAGGAAACAUCGAACUCGGAAUUGGGAAAAACCAUGCCAACACCAAGACCGACUUUCACCAAAGACCUCACAGAAAGCUGGGUUUCACUGCAAGGAAGUUGUCUAUGGGAGGGAUAAUGGGCAGGGUGAGCACAGAGAAAGGAGACGCAGGCCAAGGACUCCUCCCUUUUCGGAGAGUGAGAAGCGAUUCCACCACAAUGACCCAGGAACAAAACCGAGAGGAGUGAAAGAAGCUGUCUCCACGCCAUCGCGAGUGACUCACAGGGAUCAGGAGUGGUAUGAUGCAGAAAUCGCCAGAAAGCUGCAAGAAGAAGAACUCCUGGCUACCCAGGUGGACAUGAGAGCAGCUCAAGUAGCCCAGGAUGAGGAAAUUGCUCGACUGCUGAUGGCUGAGGAGAAGAAAGCUUACAAGAAAUCCAAGGACCGGGAGAAAUCAUCUUUAGACAAAAGGAAGUACGACACCGAGUGCAAGCCUAAAGCAGCUAAAUCAGCCCACCCAAAGUCAAAAGAGAGUGUUGAACCUCACCGUUUUAGGAGUGACAGGCCAGCACGGCCUCCACCCCCUGCCAUGACAGAUGCUGAGGAUUUGGAGUACACUCAUUUUGCAAACCAGCAUAAUUCCACACGUCAUUUCUCAAAAUCAGAAUCCUCUCAUAAAGCCUCUGAAAUCCCUGUAGGCUAUAACUUCAGCUCUUGUAAACUGAUUUCUGAAGCCAAAUGCCUGAUUUCAGAAAUCACUGUUUUAUCACUUGCUCUCAAAGUUGCCCUUCGCACAGCACAAGUUGUUCUUGCUCAUGACUUCAUGGAGGAAAAUGAGAAAUGUGGUGCUGGUGACUUUCCUGCAACUUGGGAGCUUGAGGUCGACAUCACCGAUCUUCAGCACCCUUCAGUGCUCAUGCCUCCUUUCCUUGCCAGUUACACAUCUGAAUCAAUUCAUCUAUGCAAGCUUGAAAUGACUCAUGCAGCUGUAGAUGCAGACAAGUUCCAAGUCCAUGGACCAGAUGUCAGGUUAGAGGCUUCUCCUGACUCAGUAGCUUCGGGGGCUGGUGAACCCAAGAUGUUUGGCAGGUCAGAUGGCAGGCUUCUGACAGCAGAAGCAAUUGAAUCAAAGGUCUGCAUGUAA